Molecule: messenger RNA, 8954 nt
Organism: Coregonus sp. 'balchen'
Lineage: Eukaryota; Metazoa; Chordata; Actinopteri; Salmoniformes; Salmonidae
Source: the annotation of a GenBank genome assembly
AUGGAGGACCAGGCCCGCAUGAUGUCGGGUCUCGUCGGACUGUCCGGACUGUCUCAUGCCGACGUGGGGGACCAUGACGCGGGGAGGAAGCAGCACGCCCUCGGCCAGCCGCAGCAGGACAUCGGCGAUAUCCUCCAACAGAUCAUGGCCAUCACGGACGAGAGUCUCGACGAGGCCCAGGCCAGGUAACACCUUCCCCGAGGAGAGAAGGAGGGAGAAAGCCGGGGGUGGGGAGAGGAGGGCUGGGGAACAGGGGAGAGAUCCAGGUUGAUGUUACCAACUCUUAUAUGAUCCAGGAUCAUUAUACGACAUAUUAGCCCUGAACUUAUGCAUUCAUUAUGUGGUGUAAAGGUUAAAACUGACCCUAGAUCAGAUGUAAAGGGCACCUCUUUUGCUUGGUGAAUAGUAAGAAGCAGGGAACAUGAUAAUAAUAAUAAUAUGCCAUUUAGCAGACGCUUUUAUCCAAAGCGACUUACAGUCAUGUGUGCAUACAUUUUUGUGUAUGGGUGGUCCCGGGGAAUCGAACCCACUACCCUGGCGUUACAAGCGCCGUGCUCUACCAGCUGAGCUACAGAGGACCACAUGGUUCCAGGGGAGAGGGGCCUGUAUGAUGACUUUCUGGCCAUAAUAACAACUGAUUUCACAUCGUCUCUUUGACACUCACACAGGCUACACACCAGUCCCAGUGCGCUGGUUAUUCAUUCAGGGGGGUUAAUUAAUAGUCUCUCAUGUCGUUAUGGUACCAGUCUGUGUAUGUCUGUGCGCAGACAGACCUCGCUUCUAUUUGCUAUACUUUACUGCGCCGUGACGUUAACGUUGAGCUCCACGCGCGAGCCCAUGUCAUUUGCACCUGCCUUCUUUCGCCCCGUUUAAAAAUCUACACUAGGCGAUUACAUUUUUAUUAGCAGUAUGCUUUCACUCUGUUUUCCUUCUGUCUCUCUCUGUUUCUAUUUUCUCUUUCUGUUGUUAUGCUAUUCUCUCCGUUUUUAUUCUCUCCAUCCCUAUCUCUCUCUGUUGUUAUUCUCUCUCUCUCCUCCUCCUUUAUAUAAAUACUCUUCACUUUGACGACCGCCCGGCGGACUAAUUAACUGGAAUGAGUUUGCUGUGGCCGCCUUGAUUGAUCGGUCAUCACGUCAUUAACAUGGAAUAAUGACAAAGGAUCUUACCGCGACUGGGAGAGGAGAGGGGGAUGUCCCCGCAUUUGAAAUGGAGAUGGCCGUUUGGGAUCUGGUGGUGGUGACUGUCAGGUGGUUGAGGUCGCUAGUAUGGUGGGGGCUGGAGGUGUUUUAGUCAGCGGUUGGUGUGAGUUUCCUUGUCCGUGAAGGGAAACGCGGAUCGAAUUUCACACCGCUUGACCCCCAGUCGCCGUAAAUAGCCCGCUGGAUGAUGCUGCGGACCCCGGUGGCGUCUGUUUUACGUAUCACAGUCCCGCAGGCCAGCUGGCGGCUUCACAGAAACAUUUACAUUAUAUGUGUUAAUCUGUGAUGGGAUUAUUACUUAAUUUAUAUGCCUGUAAACCCUUUACUAAACUAUAGAAUUAACCACUGACAUUAACAUUGUUAAUCUGUGAUUUACUUUAGGCUAUUUAUAGCCCUACCUCUAACCAUCACAACUAUAGAAUGAACAAUUUACGUAAAGUGUUUAUCUUCUAUGGAGUGGUCUAAUGUGUUUUUAUUAUUUAAUUUAUAGGACCAUAGGUCUUACAAAACAAACAAAUGGACUAAACUAUAGAAUUAAACGUCUAAUUACCAUCUUAUUACAAUAUUAUUAAAUACAUUGUUAUUGCUGUCGCUGCAUUGGGUGAAUUGGCUCCUUCUAGGAGUGUGAUGUAUAGCCUACAUAUCUGCUACUGUUCUGCCAGUAUCACCACACAGACAGACACACAGACACAUUAUCUCCCCCCUCUCCUCCAGUCCCUUCUGGGUGUUUGUCCUGUUCAUUGUGAGAGGAGGGAUGCAAUCAAUUCUCGGAUAAUACUGCACGAGAGAGCAGCUGUCCACACACACACACACUCUGUUACCAAUAUAGCUUGGCUCCAAAGGCCUAUGGGAUACCUACUGUAUGGUUUUUGGAGCCUUCUUCCACUCAGUGAAGCCCCCAUAUUAAAGACUAGCUGUAUAUUACUCAUUCAUGGGUGUGUUAUGGUGGUGUGUGUGGAUGGUGUAUCCAUCCCUGGUCAGGUUGUGAAAGUAAGAGGCGAUACAACGCUGGUUGUAUCAUCCAUGGUCCAGUUGUGGACCAGUAGAGGCGGGAUACAGGCGGGUGUAUCAUCCAGGUGUCAGUUGUGAGACAGUUAGGCGUAUAGGCUGUAACGGCUUUACUCACCUGGUAGAUUGACAUGGACAUUACAGCUGGUGUAAUCCUGGGGUAUUUGGCAUUAUAGGCCCAUACCUGUUAAUCCUCCACUUGUGACAUUGUACGAGCUGGUUUAUCUCCGUAUGUGAGUGGCUAACUGUGUUUCCUUAGUUGUGACAGUAUAGGCAUAGGUCUUACAACCGUCAGAUGGACAGUAAGCUGAUAAACGGCUUAUACCUCAUUUUACAGUAGUAGUGAUACAGGCUGUGUAUAUCUGGUCAGUUGCAUUGGGAUAAGUGGUUCCUCUAGGUAGUGUGAGUAUAGCAAAUACAGGCUAGUGUUCUCUGGCAGUUGUCACCAACAGCGAACCAGGACUUAUCCCCCCUGUCCAGUUUUGGGUGUUUGUCUGUCAUUGUGAGAGGAGGGAUGCAUCAUCCUCGGUCAUCUGUGACAGUAGAGCGAACAGCUGGUUACACACGUCAGUUGUUACCAUUAAUGCAUGGCUACCAAGGCCUAGGGUACCUCCUGUCAGUUGUUUGGGACGCUUUGUAUCACUCAGUGGUCCCAUUUAAGAGACGAUAGCUGUGUAUCAUCCUGGUCGUUGUGUAAGUAUGGCGUAGGCUGGUGUAUCAUCCUGGUCAGUUGUGACAGUAGAGGCGAUACAGGCUGGUGUAUCAUCCUGGUCAGUUGUGACAGUAGAGGCUAUACAGGCUGGUGUAUCAUCCUGGUCAGUUGUGACAGUAGAGGCGAUACAGGCUGGUGUAUCAUCCUGGUCAGUUGUGACAGUAGAGGCGAUACAGGCUGGUGUAUCAUCCUGGUCAGUUGUGACAGUAGAGGCGAUACAGGCUGGUGUAUCAUCCUGGUCAGUUGUGACAGUAGAGGCGAUACAGGCUGGUGUAUCCUCCUGGUCAGUUGUGACAGUAGAGGCGAUACAGGCUGGUGUAUCAUCCUGGUCAGUUGUGACAGUAGCGGCGAUACAGGCUGGUGUAUCAUCCUGGUCAGUUGUGACAGUAGAGGCGAUACAGGCUGGUGUAUCAUCCUGGUCAGUUUCAACAUCUAUUCCGUGUUUAUCUUUUCCGUCCUCUCUCGUCCCUGUCUGGUUUCUCUCCUAUAGAUGAUGUGAGAAGCAGAGUAGGUGAGCAACGUUGAGCGGUGGGAAAUCCCGCCCAUCGCUCACGGACAAGCACCGCUCCGGCGCUCCACGGCUUUUCCAACCGCUCCGCCAAAAAAGAAACACUCCUCGCUCACAACAACAACAAAAAACUGCCGCUCCAAAUUCGCUCCAUUCAUUAAAAUCACCAUUUAACCAACACCCAUCUGUUUUAGUGACAAUCUGGAGCUACCAUUUGGUCGUGGACAUUACAUCACCUCACUCCCUCUCUUGCUCUCAGUCCUCCUCAUCUUUGUAAGUCACCUUGAUUUAGCACCUGUGUGUUUUAUCAGUUUCUUUAUGAGAAUAUUUAGCCAACUCCAUGACCGUAGCUAAAGCAAGGGGCUAUUAGCAGCACACAAGUAGACUACAGAUGCAUGCUGGGCCCGGGCAUGCCCUGAGCUCGUGAAGUACACUGAGCGAAAUUGGAGCGGCCCAGAAAGGCAGACGCUCCAGCCUUUGGGAAAGUCGCUCUGCGCUCCAGUCAAAUUGGGCAGGCUCCGCUCCUCGCUCCGCUCCAGCUUCGCUCUGUUCACAUACUCUGGUAAGAAGGAGCUCCUGGCCUGUUUUGUUUUCUCCUCACUUCUCUCUCUCCUUCUCUCCUCCUCUCUCCCUCGCUCCUUCUCUCUCCUCCUCCCUCCUCUCCUCUGUAGAGUAUAGAUUGGGACUAUAAAGGCUAGGUAGGUGUUUUCAAGGGGGCAGCCUUAAAAAUGGUCUGUCUACACACUAAACAUGUAGACUUACAGGGUGGCCAAUCUGCUUCCUGGUGGCCAAUCUGCUUCCUGGUGGCCAGGAGUGUGUGGUUGUUUCUGCGCUGUACUUCAGCAAUAAGGCCUGAGGAGGUGUGGUAUAUGGCCAAUACGAUGCAGCGCGGAGUGCCUGUAUACAGCCCUCAGCCGUGGUAUAUUGGCCAUAUACCACACCUUGUUGCUAUUAUAAACUGGUUACCAACGUUGUUAGAACAGUAAAAAUAAAUGUUUUUUUGUAAUACCCGUAGUAUGAAAAAAAAAAAAUGUAUGAAAAUGUAUACACUCACUACUGUAAGUGGCUCUGGAUAAGAGCUUCUGCUAAAUGACUAAAAUGUAUACAUUCUGAUAUACCACAGCUUUCAGCCAAUCAGCAUUCAGGGCUCGAACCACCCAGUUUAUAAUAUAGUAUAGAGGCCACACACACGCGCUCUGUGAAGGUCCUUACUGGUUGGUCAUGAUGACACCACACUGUCUGAGACUACUGUGAUACACAGUAACUAUACUAACUGGUUGGUCAUGAUGACACCACACUGUCUGAGACUACUGUGAUACACAGUAACUAUACUAACUGGUUGGUCAUGAUGACACCACACUGUCUGAGACUACUGUGAUACACAGUAACUAUUAAUAACUGUGGGUCAUGAUGACACCACACUGUAUGAGACAAGGUGAUCACAGUAACUAUUACUAACUGGUUGGUCAUGAUGACCCACAAUGUCUGAGACACUGUGAUACACAGUAACUAUUACUAAAUGGUUGGGCAUGAUGACACCACAUGUCUGAGACUACGUUGAUACACAGUAAAACUAUACUAAAUGGUUGGUAUGAUGAACCCACACUGCUGAGACUACUGUGAUACACAGUAACUAUACUAAUUGGUUGGUCAUGAGACACCACACUGUCUGAGGACUACUGUGAUACACAGUAAACUAUACUAACUGGUUGGUCAUGAUGACACCCCACUGUCUGAGACUACUGUGUACACAGUAACUUACUAACUGGUGUCAUGAUGGAACCACCACUGUAUGAGACUACUGUGAUACACGUAACUAUACUAACUGGUGGCAUGAUGACACCACACUGUUGAGACUACUGUGAUACACAGUAACUAUACUACGUUGUCAUGAAUUACACCACACUGUCUGAGACUCUGUGAUACACCGUGAACUAUCCUAACUGGUUGGUCAUGAUGACAACCGACCUUCUGAGCCUACUGUGAUACACAGUAACUAUAAACUAUACUAACUGUUUGGUCAUGAUGACACCACAACUGUCUCACUACUGUGAUCACUUACUAUACUAACUGUGUUGUCAUGAAUGACACCCAUCACUGUCGAGACUACUGUGAUACACAGGACUAUACUACUGGUUGUUCAUGAUGACACCACACUGGUCUGAGACUAACUUUGAGAAGGUUGGGUAAUCACACCAGUAAAAAAAUAUGUAAGAAACUGGGUUGGUCAUGGAUGAUACAACACUGUCGGAGACUAUGAUACACAGAAAAAACUUACUAAAAACUGGGUUGGUCAUAUGGACUACCACACUGUAUGAGGACUACGUGCACACAGUAACAUUACUAACUGGUUGGUCAUGAUAAACCACAUGUCUGAGCACGCCCCCACAAACUGAUAUACAACGGGCGGACUAAAAAAAGGAAGAUAAAGAUCGAUAUAGCGUUAGACCUUUAAAUGGUGGUCGAGCCAUGUCCAACGGUGAGGCGAGAAAAAGAAAAACAUGAGGGUAGAUUGACGUAUUAGACAAGACCCACCGCUGGUAACGGCACCAACAUAAAUGUCUAGCGGACCCCGCGAUUUCGCUUAGACUUUCACUAGCCACCAGGACAACGACACAAUUGAGGGCCCACGUCCGCAAGAGUCGCUGGGAACGUUGAGUGCAGAGUAACAAGACAGCACGGUGGAUGGGAGGGGAGCAUAGACACCGUGUAUGUCUAAGUGGAUAUAAAUUCCCACCACGAUCCCGGUCGCACUUACGCACCCCCAUCUCGAGCUUUCUCCAGGAAAAUUAAUUUCGAGACAAAAUCACUGGGAGCGCCGUCCUGGAGGUUCGCAAUAAAGAACCCACGGGGGAGUGGGAAAGCCUAUCUGGAGCACAAUCAAUCCACUAAAUGCACAUGCCCGGAUGGGGACGACAGAAGCUGGUUUCUAUUUCGUACACAAACAUGAUCUAUUUACUAACUGGUUGGUCAUGAUGACACCACACUGUCGAGACACUUGAUACACCGUACCGAUAAUAACUGGUGGGUCAUGAUGGACACCACACUGCUGAGCAUACUGUGAUACACAGUAACUAUUACUAACUGGUUGGUUCAUGGAUGAUACCACACGUAUGGGACUCGAUUGAGUACAAAGGACACACAUAGAACGGGCUUUGGUCCAUGAUUGCUACCAACCACGGUUAAGACUUACGGUGAACACAAGUAACUAUACUAACUGGUUUGGUCAUGAUGACCAACAACACUGUCUUGAGAUACUGUGAUACACAGUAAAAACUUACUAACUGGUUGGUCAUGAUGACAACCAACACUGUCUGAGGACUACUGUGAUACCACAGAACUAUACUAACUGGGUUGGUCAUGAUACACCACCCACUGUCUGAGAAUUAAGGGGAUGAACAAGGAAAGGAUAAUAAAAUGGUUGGUAAUGAGGGGACAACCAACAAGUCUGAGGACUAAGGUGAUACACAGGAACUAGAUAACUUGGUUGGUCAUGAUUGCUACCCCACACUGUAUAAGCACUACGUGAUACACCAGUACACAUAAUAAAGGUUGGUCAUGAUGACCCCACACUGUCUGGAGACUACUGUGGGAUAACAGUAACAGGAUGCCGAAUGAUUAAAGAGUGGGGCGGGGGAUGGUGUUUAACGGGUAGCUGGGAAAAUAAAAGAGGUCCAGGAAGGGAAGACGGGGUGGCAAAAAAAGCGGACUAAAAAAUGAUAUAAAUGGGGGGUAAGGAUGGAACCACACCAACACAAAACGGUGAUAAUACUGUGAUGGCCGACAACAAUAGGUGUGUGGGAUGGGUAUGGCUCUGUUUUUAAAGGGUGUUUGAUUAAAUAUUGUUAUUCUGUAAUUAAGCCUCUGGUAAGAUCUCGCUCUCUCUCUCUCUCUCUCUCUCUCUCUCUCUCUCAGUUAAAGAAAAUAAUGUCAGCAGGAAUUCCCUCCAGAAUGUGUUUGUGUGUGUUGAGAAGGUGCCACUUUAACACCUGUUCAGGGGGAAGAUUGACCCAGCGGGAUACUAUAUAGUUUUGGUUCUGGAGAGGAGAGAAGGGAAUGAGCAGAGAGAAGAGUAGAGAUGAGAGAUGGAGAGAUGAGCGAGCGAGAGAGCGAGAGAGAGAGAGAGAAGAGAGGCGAGAGAGAGAGACGGGGGAGGGGGAAGGAGAUGAGGAGAGAGAGACGGCAUCGAGAGAGAGGGAAGAAAGAGAGAGAGACGGAAGGAGAGAAGAGAGAGAGGAAGAGAGAUAGGAAGGAGAAGUAGAGAGAGAGAGAGAGAGCGGAAGAGAAGAAAAUAGAGAGACAAGAGAGAUUAGACGAGGAAGAGUAGAAAAAAAGAGAGAUGUGAGAGAAGAGGCCUCUCCUCCCCCUCUCUUCUUCUCUCUCUGCCUCUCCUCCCCCCUCUCUUCUCUCUCUGCCUCUCCUCCCCCCUCUCUUCUCUCUUUCCUCUCCUCCCCCUCUCUUCUCUCUCUGCAUCUCCCUCCCCCCUCUCUCUUCUCUCUCUGCCUCUCCUCCCCCCUCUCUUCUCUCUCCCCACAGGAAACAUGCGUUAAACUGCCACAGAAUGAAGCCCGCCCUCUUCAGUGUGCUCUGUGAGAUAAAAGAGAAGACAGGUGAGCCAGACAAUCAGCUCUGACUUCCUCUAUGAUUGGCCAAUCCCAUUCUCUGUUCUACCGCUGGUGUCUUCAGUUACAUUCAGAAAUGUUUUGAACGUUGCAGAUAGAAAUGUGUAGAGCUUUUUUUCCAACCCAACAGAGCAUUAUAACCACUUCUACACUAUACAUUUAUAUCUGACUCUUGUCUUGGGACUGGUCUGUCGUGUUUGGUUGACUCUUUCUGCUAUUUCUCCAUGGGGUUGACGUUGUUUACAUGGUAUAGCUCCGUUACAGGGUUUCCCUAAGCACUGCUCCGGAGUCAGUCUUCCCUAGCCCUAUCAGGAACAGCCAUACGACGGCAUUGAAUGAAACUGUCUCUGGAACUGGUCUUAGUGGUUUGCGUGCGCUUGUGUGUAUCUGCAUGAGGCAUGAGCGGGACUAUCGUCUUUCCAUUUAAUUUCACACCCUCCUCUGUCCUCCUCGCUUUUUAAUGUCACUUUUUUCAUUCACGUGUCUCUCGCUCCCUCUCCCCCUCUUCUCGUGAUGGAAUACAUUAUGAGAGGCAUCCUCUGCUGGCUGCCAUGGCGAUAUGUCAAUCACCCGGCGUUGCUCACUUCAGAUUGGUACAGAGGGGAAGGGGGAGGCCCGAGGCAGAGUGGGGGUGAUGGUUGCCAAGGCAACUAGCUGUCUUAUUUACCUAAUGUCAUUCACUUUGAUUUUCACAUUUGUACUCUGUGUCCAGAGAGAGAGAGAGAGGAGGGGGGAGAGAGGGAGGAGGGAGGGGGCAGAGAGAGAGGGAGGAGGCGGGGAGAGAGAGGGAGGAGGGGGAAGAGAGAGAGAGAGGGGGGGGGGGGGAAGAGGGGAGGAGGGCGGGAGGAGAGGAGGAGGGGGGGAGGGAGAGAGGGGGGGGAGAGAGAGGAGGGGGGGAGGAUUGA